GCGGAGAAACAUUUUUUGCACCACCGCAACCAGGCUUAGAGCGCGGCGGCGGCGGCCACGGCAGCAUCAGCACAGCCAUCAGCGGUGCAGACGACCCGCAUCCCGGAGCGUGGAGGGCUCGGGAUUUGCCCGGAGUUCACCUCCGAGUGCCCCAGGGACUGAGCUCACCCCUUCUGCUCGCAUACAGACGCACACUCUCUCUUUCUUGGACACAUACGCUUAUACACACUGUCGCACAUAAAUACGACCCGGGCGCAAGCACCCUCCUGGCAGCGGGCGUCCACUUGUGCGGUGGUAGCCAGGUUGGGUCCCUGCCCCCGCCGACUGAGAGCACCGCCUCCGCGAGCCAGAGGAGCGAUGCGGGGGCCCGAACUGCAGCUCCAACAGUAAUGUGGAUUAACAGUCGCUUCCGGCAGAAACCACCUGAGAUGCCCGAAGUCCCUGGAACCGGCCGCGACCGGCGGGGCUGAGCACUUGGUUAGGGGCGUGGGAUUGCACCGGGGGACGACAUCGAAACUUGCUCCUGGACUAGGAAUUACAAGGGUGACCUUUAUUCAGCUGUCUCCUUUUUGAUUUCCAUAACUUCUGGAUCUAUCAAGGUACAUUUUAUGAUUGGCCAUAACAGCACAGACUGCUUACAUUAAAGGAGUUCCUCUUCCUUUUUUUUUUUUUUCCAUGAAACUGAGAUUGCUUAAUCAGAGAUGGAGCAAAUGGACUGCAAACCCUACCAGCCUCUGUCAAAGGUCAAGCAUGAAAUGGAUGUAGUUUAUACCAGUUCUUCCGAUGAGAGUGAAGAUGGAAGAAAACCAAGACAGUCAUACAACUCCAGAGAAACUCUGCAUGAGUAUGACCAAGAGCUGAGGAUAAAUUAUAAUAGCCAGAGUAGGAAGAGGAAAGAAGUAGAGAAAUCUACUCAAGAGAUGGAAUUCUGUGAAACUCCUCACACUCUCUGCUCUGGCUACCAGACAGACCUGCACAAUGUUUCUCGGCAUGGCUACCAGCUAGAGAUGGGAUCUGAUGUGGACACAGAGACGGAAGGCGCUGCCUCGCCUGAUCACGCGCUGAGAAUGUGGAUAAGGGGGAUGAAAUCAGAACAUAGUUCCUGUUUGUCCAGCCGAGCCAACUCCGCAUUGUCCCUGACUGACACUGACCAUGAAAGGAAGUCUGAUGGGGAGAACGGUUUUAAAUUCUCUCCUGUUUGUUGUGACAUGGAAGCUCAAGCUGGGUCUACUCAAGACAUGCAGAGCAGCCCACACAACCAGUUCACCUUCAGACCUCUCCCGCCUCCGCCGCCACCUCCUCAUGCCUGCACCUGUGCUAGGAAGCCACCCCCUGCAGUGGACUCUCUUCAGAGGAGAUCAAUGACUACCCGCAGCCAGGCCAGCCCAGCUGCUCCAGUUCCCCCAACCAGUACACAGGACUCAGUUCAUUUGCAUAACAGCUGGGUCUUGAAUAGCAACAUACCAUUGGAGACCAGGCAUUUCCUCUUCAAACAUGGAUCUGGUUCUUCAGCUAUCUUUAGUGCAGCCAGUCAGAACUACCCUCUGACGUCCAAUACUGUGUACUCGCCCCCUCCCAGGCCACUUCCUCGAAGCACCUUUUCCAGACCUGCCUUUGCCUUUAACAAACCUUACAGGUGCUGCAAUUGGAAGUGCACGGCCUUGAGCGCCACGGCAAUCACAGUGACAUUGGCUUUGUUACUAGCCUAUGUGAUUGCAGUACAUUUGUUCGGCCUGACUUGGCAGUUGCAACCAGUUGAAGGACAGCUCUAUGAAAAUGGAGUUAGCAAGGGGAACAGAGGUACCGAAUCCGUGGAUACUACUUACUCUCCAAUUGGAGGAAAAGUUUCCGAUAAAUCAGAGAAAAAAGUGUUUCAGAAGGGACGGGCAAUAGACACCGGAGAAGUUGACAUUGGUGCACAGGUCAUGCAGACCAUUCCACCUGGCUUAUUCUGGCGUUUCCAGAUUACUAUCCACCAUCCAAUCUAUCUGAAAUUCAAUAUUUCUUUGGCCAAGGACUCUCUGCUGGGAAUUUAUGGCAGAAGAAACAUUCCACCUACACACACUCAGUUUGAUUUUGUAAAACUAAUGGAUGGGAAACAACUGGUCAAGCAGGACUCUAAGGGCUCUGAUGACAGCCAGCACUCCCCUCAGAACCUCAUCUUAACCUCACUGCAGGAGACAGGUUUCAUAGAGUAUAUGGACCAGGGGCCUUGGUAUCUGGCAUUUUACAAUGAUGGAAAAAAGAUGGAGCAAGUAUUCGUGUUAACUACAGCAAUUGAAAUAAUGGAUGACUGUUCGACUAACUGCAAUGGAAAUGGAGAAUGUAUUUCUGGCCAUUGUCAUUGUUUCCCAGGAUUCCUUGGGCCUGACUGUGCUAGAGAUUCGUGCCCUGUGCUGUGUGGUGGGAAUGGAGAAUAUGAGAAAGGACACUGUGUCUGCCGAAAUGGCUGGAAGGGGCCAGAGUGUGACGUUCCAGAAGAGCAAUGCAUUGACCCAACUUGCUUUGGUCAUGGCACCUGCAUCAUGGGAGUCUGCAUCUGUGUGCCAGGAUACAAAGGAGAAAUAUGCGAGGAAGAGGACUGCUUAGACCCAAUAUGUUCCAGCCAUGGCAUCUGUGUGAAAGGAGAAUGUCACUGUUCUACUGGUUGGGGAGGAAUCAACUGUGAAACUCCACUUCCUAUAUGUCAAGAACAGUGCUCAGGCCAUGGGACUUUUCUUCUAGACACUGGAAUGUGCAGCUGUGACCCCAAGUGGACAGGAUCUGACUGCUCAACAGAGCUCUGUACCAUGGAGUGUGGUAGCCAUGGAGUCUGCUCAAGGGGAAUUUGUCAAUGCGAAGAAGGCUGGGUAGGACCAACAUGUGAAGAACGCUCCUGUCAUUCUCACUGUGCUGAGCAUGGCCAAUGCAAAGACGGAAAAUGUGAGUGCAGCCCUGGAUGGGAGGGCGACCACUGCACAAUUGCUCACUACUUAGAUGCUGUCCGAGAUGGCUGCCCAGGGCUCUGCUUUGGAAAUGGGCGAUGUACCCUAGAUCAAAAUGGUUGGCACUGUGUAUGUCAGGUGGGUUGGAGUGGGACAGGCUGCAAUGUUGUCAUGGAAAUGCUUUGUGGAGAUAACUUGGACAAUGAUGGAGAUGGUUUGACUGACUGUGUGGACCCUGAUUGUUGUCAACAAAGCAACUGUUAUGUAAGUCCUCUCUGUCAGGGCUCACCAGAUCCUCUUGACCUCAUUCAGCAAAGCCAACCCCUCUUCUCUCAGCACACUUCAAGACUCUUCUAUGAUCGAAUCAAAUUCCUAAUUGGCAAGGACAGUACUCAUGUCAUUCCUCCAGAGAUCUCGUUUGACAGCAGGCGUGCUUGUGUGAUUCGAGGCCAAGUGGUGGCCAUAGAUGGAACCCCUCUAGUAGGGGUGAAUGUUAGUUUCUUGCACCACAGUGAUUAUGGAUUUACCAUCAGCCGUCAAGAUGGAAGCUUUGACCUUGUUGCCAUCGGUGGUAUCUCUAUCAUCCUAAUCUUUGAUCGCUCACCUUUCCUGUCUGAGAAGAGGACACUCUGGUUGCCUUGGAAUCAAUUUAUUGUGGUGGAGAAAGUAACCAUGCAGAGAGUUGUAUCAGACUCACCAUCCUGUGAUAUCUCCAACUUUAUCAGCCCAAACCCUAUUGUGCUUCCUUCACCACUCACAUCAUUUGGAGGGUCCUGUCCAGAGAGAGGAACUAUUGUUCCUGAGCUGCAAGUUGUACAGGAGGAGAUCCGUAUUCCUUCCAGCUUCGUGAGGCUGAGUUACCUGAGCAGCCGCACCCCCGGGUAUAAAACCCUGCUACGGAUCCUUUUGACACAUUCAACCAUUCCCGUGGGAAUGAUUAAAGUACACCUCACAGUAGCUGUGGAAGGGCGAUUGACACAGAAGUCAUUUCCUGCUGCAAUUAAUCUCGUCUACACAUUUGCCUGGAACAAGACCGACAUCUAUGGACAGAAGGUUUGGGGCCUAGCAGAGGCUUUAGUAUCUGUGGGAUAUGAAUAUGAAACUUGCCCUGACUUUAUUCUCUGGGAGAAAAGGACAGUCAUUUUACAAGGUUUUGAGAUGGAUGCUUCUAACCUAGGAGGCUGGUCAUUGAAUAAGCAUCAUAUUUUGAAUCCUCAAAGUGGAAUCAUACAUAAAGGGAACGGAGAAAAUAUGUUUAUUUCCCAGCAGCCCCCAGUCAUAUCAACUAUAAUGGGUAAUGGACACCAACGGAGUGUAGCCUGCACCAACUGCAAUGGCCCAGCCCACAACAACAAACUCUUUGCUCCUGUUGCCUUAGCUUCUGGCCCUGAUGGUAGUGUGUAUGUUGGGGACUUCAAUUUUGUAAGGCGAAUAUUUCCCUCAGGAAACUCUGUUAGUAUUUUGGAAUUAAGAAACAGAGAUACCAGACAUAGCACAAGUCCUGCUCACAAAUACUAUCUGGCUGUGGACCCUAUGUCUGAAUCACUUUAUCUAUCAGACACCAAUACUCGAAAAGUCUACAAGUUGAAAUCUCUUGUUGAAAUAAAAGAUCUGUCCAAGAAUUUUGAAGUGGUGGCGGGAACAGGUGAUCAGUGCCUUCCCUUUGACCAGAGUCACUGUGGAGAUGGCGGGAGAGCAUCUGAAGCUUCACUGAACAGCCCUCGAGGCAUCACAGUUGAUAGACAUGGAUUCGUUUACUUUGUGGAUGGGACUAUGAUUCGGAGAAUUGAUGGGAAUGCUGUGAUCACCACUGUAAUUGGCUCAAAUGGUCUUACUUCCACACAGCCACUGAGCUGUGAUUCAGGAAUGGACAUCUCUCAGGUACGAUUAGAGUGGCCAACAGACCUUGCAGUUAAUCCCAUGGACAAUUCAUUGUAUGUCUUGGAUAACAACAUUGUGCUGCAAAUUUCUGAGAACAGGCGUGUGCGGAUCAUUGCAGGGCGCCCCAUUCACUGCCAGGUGCCAGGUAUCGAUCAUUUUUUGGUCAGCAAGGUGGCAAUUCACUCCACUCUGGAGUCGGCUAGGGCCAUCAGUGUCUCCCACAGCGGGCUGCUCUUCAUAGCUGAAACAGAUGAGAGGAAAGUAAAUCGAAUUCAGCAAGUUACCACCAAUGGGGAGAUCUCCAUCAUGGCUGGUGCCCCCACUGACUGUGACUGCAAAAUUGAUCCCAACUGUGACUGUUUCUCAGGUGAUGGUGGUUAUGCUAAGGAUGCAAAGAUGAAAGCCCCUUCCUCCCUAGCAGUGUCGCCUGAUGGUACUCUCUAUGUGGCAGACCUUGGGAAUGUUCGAAUUCGUACCAUUAGCAGGAACCAAGCACACCUGAAUGACAUGAACCUUUACGAGAUUGCUUCACCCGCUGAUCAAGAACUCUACCAGUUCACUAUCAAUGGAACCCAUCUUCACACCUUGAACUUGAUAACAAGGGACUAUGUGUAUAAUUUCACCUACAAUGCCGAAGGUGACUUGGGUGCCAUUACCAGCAGCAAUGGCAACUCGGUGCAUAUUCGCCGGGACGCAGGUGGAAUGCCCCUUUGGCUUGUGGUACCUGGUGGGCAGGUGUACUGGCUGACCAUAAGCAGCAAUGGAGUCCUGAAAAGAGUGUCAGCCCAAAGCUAUAAUCUGGCCUUGAUGACCUAUCCAGGAAACACAGGGCUGCUGGCUACCAAAAGUAAUGAAAAUGGAUGGACAACUGUUUAUGAGUAUGACUCAGAGGGACAUCUAACCAACGCAACAUUUCCCACUGGAGAGGUCAGCAGCUUUCACAGUGACCUGGAGAAGCUGACAAAAGUGGAGCUAGAUACUUCCAACCGUGAAAAUGUCCUCAUGUCAACGAACUUGACAGCCACCAGUACCAUAUAUAUUUUAAAACAAGAAAAUACUCAAAGUACCUAUCGGGUGAGUCCAGACGGCUCCCUACGUGUCACCUUUGCCAGCGGGAUGGAGAUCGGACUCAGCUCAGAGCCCCACAUCUUGGUUGGGGCAGUCAACCCCACCUUGGGCAAAUGCAACAUCUCACUGCCUGGAGAGCACAGCGCAAAUCUCAUCGAAUGGCGGCAACGGAAGGAGCAAAACAAAGGCAACAUUUCUGCUUUUGAAAGGAGACUGAGGGCCCAUAACAGAAACCUGCUCUCUAUAGAUUUUGAUCAUAUAACUCACACAGGAAAGAUCUAUGAUGACCAUCGGAAAUUCACCCUUCAAAUUCUUUAUGACCAAACUGGACGACCUGUCCUGUGGUCUCCAGUAAGCAGAUAUAAUGAAGUGAACAUCACAUAUUCUCCUUCGGGACUGGUAACGUUUCUUCAAAGAGGGACAUGGAAUGAAAAAAUGGAAUAUGACCAGAGUGGAAAAAUAAUUUCAAGAACUUGGUCUGAUGGGAAAAUUUGGAGCUAUACCUACUUAGAAAAGUCCGUGAUGCUUCUCUUACAUAGCCAGCGCCGUUACAUCUUUGAGUAUGACCAAUCAGAUUGUCUGCUCUCAGUCACCAUGCCAAGUAUGGUGCGCCACAGCUUACAAACCAUGCUUUCAGUGGGCUACUACCGGAAUAUCUAUACCCCACCAGACAGUAGCACUUCUUUUAUCCAGGACUACAGUCGAGAUGGCCGACUGCUACAGACCCUGCAUCUGGGGACAGGGCGCAGAGUUUUAUACAAGUAUACCAAGCAAGCAAGACUGUCUGAGAUUCUCUAUGAUACCACUCAGGUCACAUUAACAUAUGAAGAGUCUUCUGGAGUGAUUAAGACAAUACACCUGAUGCACGAUGGCUUCAUUUGCACAAUCAGAUACAGGCAAACAGGACCUCUUAUUGGACGCCAGAUUUUCCGAUUCAGUGAAGAAGGUCUUGUGAAUGCUCGGUUUGACUACAGCUACAACAACUUUCGCGUCACCAGCAUGCAAGCUGUGAUAAAUGAAACCCCUUUGCCUAUAGACCUGUACCGAUAUAUUGAUGUCUCUGGUAGAACAGAGCAGUUUGGAAAAUUCAGUGUGAUUAAUUAUGAUUUAAAUCAGGUCAUAACUACUACAGUGAUGAAGCACACCAAAAUUUUCAGUGCCAAUGGACAAGUUAUUGAAGUCCAAUAUGAAAUUCUAAAGGCAAUUGCCUACUGGAUGACUAUUCAAUAUGAUAAUAUGGGCCAUAUGGUAAUAUGUGAUAUAAGAGUAGGAGUAGAUGCCAAUAUAACAAGGUACUUCUAUGAAUACGAUGCUGAUGGGCAACUUCAAACUGUUUCUGUAAAUGAUAAAACCCAAUGGCGUUAUAGUUAUGAUCUGAAUGGCAACAUCAACCUCUUAAGCCAUGGGAAUAGUGCUCGUCUUACUCCUCUCCGAUAUGACCUCCGGGAUCGCAUCACCAGGCUAGGAGAAAUUCAGUAUAAAAUGGAUGAAGAUGGCUUUCUGAGACAGAGAGGAAAUGACAUCUUUGAAUAUAAUUCUAAUGGUCUGCUGCAGAAAGCCUACAAUAAGGCUUCUGGCUGGAGUGUGCAAUAUUACUAUGAUGGGCUUGGGCGACGUGUCGCCAGUAAGUCCAGCCUAGGGCAGCACCUCCAGUUCUUUUAUGCAGACCUUGCCGACCCCAUAAGAGUUACUCAUUUGUACAACCACACGAGCUCAGAGAUUACAUCCCUGUAUUAUGAUCUCCAAGGUCACCUUAUUGCCAUGGAGCUAAGCAGUGGUGAAGAAUAUUAUGUAGCCUGUGAUAAUACAGGUACCCCGCUAGCUGUGUUCAGCAGUCGAGGUCAAGUGAUAAAAGAGAUAUUGUACACACCUUAUGGAGACAUCUAUCAUGACACAUACCCUGACUUUCAGGUCAUCAUUGGUUUUCAUGGAGGACUUUAUGAUUUCCUUACUAAAUUAGUGCACCUGGGGCAAAGGGAUUAUGAUGUUGUUGCUGGUAGAUGGACGACGCCUAAUCAUCAUAUAUGGAAACAGUUGAACCUCCUUCCUAAACCAUUCAACCUCUACUCCUUUGAAAAUAACUACCCAGUUGGCAAAAUUCAAGAUGUUGCAAAGUACACUACAGACAUUGGAAGUUGGUUGGAGUUAUUUGGUUUCCAGUUACACAAUGUACUACCUGGAUUUCCCAAACCAGAGUUAGAAAAUUUGGAAUUAACUUAUGAGCUUCUACAGCUUCAGACAAAAACUCAAGAGUGGGAUCCUGGAAAGACUAUCUUGGGCAUUCAAUGUGAGCUUCAGAAACAGCUCAGGAAUUUCAUUUCCUUGGACCAACUUCCUAUGACUCCCCAAUAUAAUGGUGAACGGUGCCUUGAAGGAAGGAAGCAACCAAGGUUUGCCGCUGUUUCUUCUGUUUUUGGAAAAGGUAUAAAAUUUGCCAUCAAGAAUGGCAUAGUAACAGCUGACAUCAUAGGAGUAGCCAACGAAGAUAGCAGGCGGCUUGCUGCCAUUCUCAAUAACGCUCAUUACCUGGAAAACCUACAUUUUACCAUAGAUGGGAGGGACACUCACUACUUCAUUAAGCUUGGGUCUCUGGAGGAAGACCUGGUGCUCAUUGGUAACACUGGCGGGAGGCGGAUUCUAGAGAAUGGUGUUAAUGUCACUGUGUCCCAGAUGACUUCUGUGUUGAAUGGGAGGACUAGACGGUUUGCAGAUAUCCAGCUCCAGCAUGGAGCUCUGUGCUUCAACAUCCGGUAUGGGACAACCAUCGAAGAGGAAAAGAAUCACGUGUUGGAGAUCGCCAGACAGCGCGCUGUGGCACAGGCUUGGACUAAGGAACAAAGAAGGCUGCAAGAAGGGGAAGAGGGUAUUCGGGCAUGGACAGAAGGCGAAAAGCAGCAGCUUUUGAGCACUGGGAAGGUACAAGGUUAUGAUGGGUAUUUUGUUUUGUCUGUUGAGCAGUAUUUAGAACUUUCUGACAAUGCCAACAAUAUUCACUUCAUGAGACAGAGCGAAAUAGGCAAGAGGUAACAAAAAAAAUCUCUGCCUUUGCGUCACCAAAGACUGUCUGUUUUUAAAACAUAAAAUGGUUUGUUGUAUUGGUUUUCUAGAUCAGAACUCUGUAUGUGUAAAUAUGGAGGAAAAACAUAUCCAACUGCCUUUCAAUGUGACAGAAGAUGGUAUUUUAAUAUUGUUUGUUUAAACUCUUUAUGAAAUGACUGAGAUUUUUAGUUCUUCUGUGGCAGUAUUCAACGUAACACAAGUAGAACUCAAACAGCUAAAAACAAAAAGUUUUCGGAGAGCACCACUUUAAAUUUGUUGAGCCAUGCAUAUAUAUGUCCAAAUAUACAGAAAAAGAACCCCAAGGUUCUAUUUCUCUAUCAGGACACAAAGUUUCAUAUGUAACUGUUGGCGGAACUUGCAGGCUAUUUGGAAAUGUGGUGCAAUAGUAUCUGAGCCUUGCAUUUUGAAAGACUGCCAACCCUUUGACAUUUUCCAGAUUUGUUAUAGGAAACUUAAAAAAAAAAAGUGUAACAUGUCCUCAGCCGUCAUCUCCUAGAGUCAAGAACCAUUUGCUCUUCCUUCCUGAUUAUUACUCCUUGCUUGUUAAAGUAAAUUCCAUGUUGUUGUGCUGUGUUUUGGUGUGCAGUGGCUGGGUUCUAUCUACCAUGUUACCCUGUGGCUGUGGUACCCAGACCUAAUUGCCACUAUUUGCUUGUGUGUACAUGAUACCAAGGCAGCUGGCCAACGUAAUUUCUCCCACACAACCUAUUUUGACUACAUUUUUUUACUAAAUUGUCCAGCUGUGUUGGCGUCAUGUAAAUGCUUUUAUUGACCUGGGUAGGAAUUUCUCAUUUAUAUAUAGGGUGUGUUUUGGUCAUAGUUUCACAUUAAUGAUUCAGUAUUCAUACACUAAUCCAAUGGUUUUGUGCACACAAAAGGAAACUUACUGCAAAGUAUGAUUCUAGUACACAAAUAAAAGAGGCUUUAGCAUGCCUACAUGCCUGAGAUACCGAUAAAUUACAUUCACUACUACUGCAGAACCAUAAGAGCCUAAACCUUAAAAAAUAGACCUAGUACUAAGGUUAAAAGAAAAGUACCAAAGGGUAGACUAAACUAAAUAUCACAAUAGUUGCUCUACAUUGUUUCAUCCCACUUUGACUUAUCUUUCAAAUAUUCAAUUCUCUAUUGAACAUUUCCCAGGCAUAGUCAGGAAAUUUAAUUAAGCCCUUUCCAACCUAAAACAUUUCAGCUAAUUGUAGAGAGGCAGACUAUUUUUUACCAAAACAAUUUAUAUGGUUAGUUAUUUUAAUUCUCUGUCUUUGCCCACUUAGUUUGAUUUAAUCAUCUAUCCUGCCUAGGAAAAUAACUAUUUUCCAGGAAGGGAGAUUUUAUUCUGCAAUCAUUUAAAAGUUGGGGAAAGAGCAGAAUUAGCGUAAAUAUGAGCUGCAGUUUCUCAAUCUAUAUGAAUCCCGUAGUAAAAGAAGACUCUUGGUGACCUGGGAGAUUGGUGCCCAGUAACAAAGAGACAGUUUAUAAAAUGUUGUGUAAUUGUAAGUUACCACAAAUGAAAAUACAUUGCAGCAUGAUGUGGCCUGUAGAAAAUUCUCCUGAGCCACUUUUAUCAUGGAGUCUGGACACUUGCUACAUCUGAAGGAGAAUUUAUGAUAGAAUGUCUUUCCACCUACUACCUAAAUGCAGUGUGGGGUCCUGGCUUUGCUUUGUGAUGACAGUGUCUUUGAAAAGAUGCAAAGUCAAAAUCCAGGCUCAGGAUAAGAUUUUAAAGAGUACGGAUCCUUACUUCACAAAGUAGAGUGAAGGAAAGACAAAGAUCACCGGAUGGUAGGACAGGGUGUAUCCAAACAUUUUAUUUUCAAAACUUUCAAGUUGGGAUUAUCACAUUCUUACACGUGUAUUGAGAGAAAGAGAGAGAAAGGAUUCAUGACGAACUCAUCUCUCUCUCUCUU
Messenger RNA from Rhinolophus ferrumequinum (greater horseshoe bat), 10837 nucleotides. RefSeq names its product teneurin transmembrane protein 1 (gene TENM1). Bases 702 to 8900 code for a protein of 2732 amino acids. Gene Ontology annotation, biological process: heterophilic cell-cell adhesion; signal transduction; neuron development. Lineage: Eukaryota; Metazoa; Chordata; Mammalia; Chiroptera; Rhinolophidae. The transcript has 35 exons. The record is from RefSeq and is a predicted model, not a curated record. Gene Ontology annotation, cellular component: membrane; neuron projection. Gene Ontology annotation, molecular function: protein homodimerization activity; cell adhesion molecule binding; protein heterodimerization activity.